AUGGUUGUCCUGGUAUGGGUACUGGUUGGCUGCCUUUCUGCUGCUGUAGCAGAGGACCCUAACCUCUCAUCUCUAUAUCCUCCUUUCUGGGAAGACAUCACUGGACAGUUGAGUGGUUUUGAUUUGGAGGAUGGAAAGUACAUAAUAAACCCAUGGGAAUUCACUGAUAGAAUGAAAUUGUAUAAAAUCUUACUGAAUAAGACCGCCCCAUAUUUUGCAAAAUAUGGUCCAGAAAAUGAACAAAAUCUUUUGUGGGGAUUGCCUCUGCAGUUUGGAUGGCAGUAUACAACAGGUAGAUUAUCUGAUCCCACUGGAAAGACAACCUGUGGCUAUGAAAUUUUAGACGAGCUAUGUGUGUCUGUGAACAGUUGGUGGGCUGAUGUAAAUUAUUUUUUGAGUGUGUUACCUUUCCUUGCUGCUGUUGAUUCUGGCAUACUGGGGAUAUCAUCAGACGAAUUCAGGAUUUCACUACCACCUCUGGAUGAGUCAAGGUUUUGUUAUAAUGUUUCCGACUGCAAAGAGUUGGUUGGUGAAACAAUGGACAGCUGGUCUACCUUUUUUGAGUACAUGCAGUUGCCUUCUAGCGACUUUGACGGCCUUUUAAAGCACUUAUGGGCUGCUCAUACCUCGUCCUUGGAGUAUCCUGUCAGUGCCUUUGAAGACAGAUAUGCAUAUUAUUCUAAACAAGAAGUAAAAUUUGAGGAAAACUGGUCUAUUGCUGUAGAGUACAUAGCUGCGGCCUACUUUCCUACAACCCUGAAUAGAACAAACAGCUUUCAGAAGGGUCUGCCGCCACGCCUUCUUUAUGAUACUGACAUAGCCCCUCUUAUUGCUAACUUCACUUCUCUUCAGAACCAAGUCCUGCUGUCACUCACGGCUCUUGGUGAUAUUCAUAAACUUACAGGAUCAUCAUCUUUGACUGCCUGGAAAAUUCUCAUGAGUACAAAAUUUGCAAGGGAACAAUUUCUAAAAGCGUUUGAAGCCUAUCUUGGAGCACCUACUUCUGACUUCAAUUUUUAGUGAACAAAGAACAACUGCCUUUGACCACAAGCAAUUAAAAAUAAUGACUUUGAUCACAACCGUGUAGGUUUAUGAUUUGGGGAUUUUUGCUU
This is a messenger RNA of Phodopus roborovskii (desert hamster), 1112 nucleotides long. RefSeq names its product chromosome unknown C6orf58 homolog (gene CUNH6orf58). NCBI's taxonomy places the organism in Eukaryota, Metazoa, Chordata, Mammalia, Rodentia, Cricetidae. Bases 1 to 1020 code for a protein of 339 amino acids. The transcript has 6 exons. The record is from RefSeq and is a predicted model, not a curated record.